Miniopterus natalensis is the source of this 3782-nucleotide messenger RNA. The record is from RefSeq and is a predicted model, not a curated record. Lineage: Eukaryota; Metazoa; Chordata; Mammalia; Chiroptera; Miniopteridae.
AAACAAAGACUGGCACCCUGAUUCUGACCCAGACCCUCUGGCGGCCAGUGAGCGGAUGUGAGCAGAGCUGAGCGGUAAAAGGCACCCCGGCUCUUGGAAGAUGCUCACUGUGGCAAUGUGCGUGGCCCUCCUGGGCUGCGUGCAGGCCCAGGAGCUCCAGGGACAUGUCUCCAUAGUGCUGCUGGGAGCGACUGGGGACCUGGCCAAAAAAUACUUAUGGCAGGGACUGUUCCAGUUGUACCUGGAUGAGGCGGGGAAGGGCCAUAGCUUUAGCUUCCAUGGGACUGCUCUGACGGCCACCAAGAAGGGCCAGGAGGUCCUGGUCAAGGUCCUGGAGUCCCUCUCCUGCCCCAAGGAUGUGGCACCCGGUCGCUGUGCUGAACUCAAAGACCAGUUCCAGCAGCUGAGCCAGUACCGCCAGCUGAAUUCAACGGAGGACUACGUGGGCCUGAGCAAGGACAUCGAGGCCCUGGUCCAGCGCAAGGGCCUCCGGGAGGCAGGCCGGAUUUUCUACUUCUCGGUGCCGCCCUUCGCCUAUGCAGGCAUCGCCCGGAGCAUCAACAGCAGCUGCCGUCCAGGCCCAGGUGCCUGGCUGCGGGUCGUCCUUGAGAAACCCUUUGGCCACGACCACCUCUCAGCCCAGCAGCUGGCCACCGAACUUGGGAGCUUUUUCCAAGAGGAGGAGAUGUACCGGGUGGACCAUUACCUGGGCAAGCAGGCCGUGGCUCAGAUCCUGCCUUUCCGAGACCAGAACCGCAAGGCCUUGGACGGCCUCUGGAACCGGCACCACGUGGAGCGGGUGGAGGUCGUCAUGAAGGAAACAGUGGAUGCAGGAGGUCGCACCAGCUUCUACGAGGAAUAUGGCGUCAUUCGAGACGUCCUGCAGAACCACCUGACGGAGAUCCUCACCUUGGUGGCCAUGGAGCUGCCCCCCAACGUCAGCAGCUCGGAGGCCGUGCUGCGGCACAAGCUGCAGGUCUUCCAGGCGCUGCGGGGCCUCAGGAAGGGCAGUGCCGUCGUGGGCCAGUACCAGGCCUACAGCGAGCAGGUGCGCAGGGAGCUGCACAGGCCCGACGGCUACCACAGCCUGACGCCGACCUUCGCAGGCGCCCUCAUUCACGUGGACAACCUUCGCUGGGAGGGCGUUCCUUUCAUCCUGAUGUCGGGCAAAGCCUUGGACGAGAGAGUGAGCUACGUACGGGUCCUGUUCAAGAACCGGGCGUGCUGUGCCCAGAGCGAGAAGCGCCGCGUCGGGGCGCAGAGCCCGUGCCUGCCGCGGCAGGUCGUCUUCCACGUGGGGCACGGCGAGCUGGGCAGCCCCGCGGUGCUGGUGAGCAGGAACCUGUUCCGGCCCGCGCUGCCCGGCGGCUGGAGGGAGCUGGAGGGCCCCCCCGGGCUGCGCCUUUUCGGCCGCCCUCUGUCCGAUUACUACGCCUACAGCCCCGUGCGGGAGCAGGACGCCUACGCCACCCUCAUCUCACGCAUCUUCCACGGCCGCAAGGACUCCUUCAUCACCACCGAGAGCUUGCUGGCCUCCUGGGUCUUCUGGACCCCGCUGCUGGACAGCCUGGCCCGCGAGGCCCCGCGCCUCUACCCAGGGGGGGCCGAGAACGGGCACCUGUUGGACUUCGAGUUCAGCGGCGGCCGGUUGGCCUUUUCCGUGCAGCAGGCGGAGCAGCUGGUGCCGGGGCCGGGUUCUGCUCCGAUGCCCAGUGACUUCCAGGUUCUCGGGGCCAAGUACCGAGACAGCCCCCUGGUCGCUGCCUGGCCCGAGGAGCUGAUCGUGAAGCUGGCCAGCGACAUCGAGGCCGCAGCUGUGAAGGCCGUGCGGCGCUUCGGCCGGUUCCACCUGGCGCUCUCCGGCGGCUCCAGCCCCGUAGCCCUGUUCCAGCAGCUGGCCACAGGGCACUACGGCUUCCCCUGGGCCCACACGCACCUGUGGCAGGUGGACGAGCGCUGCGUCCCACUCUGGGACCCUGAGUCCAACUUCCAGGGCCUGCAGACUCACCUGCUGCAGCACGUCAGGGUCCCCUACUACAACAUCCACCCCAUGCCCGUGCACCUGCACCAGCGGCUCUGCGCCCAGGAGGACCAGGGCGCCCAGGCCUACACUGAGGAGAUCUCAGCCCUGGUCACCAACAGCAGCUUUGACCUAGUGCUUCUGGGCAUGGGCACCGACGGGCACACGGCCUCCCUCUUCCCACAGUCGCCCACCGGCCUGGAUGGCGAGGAGCUGGUAGUGCUUACCGAGAGCCCCUCCAGCCCGCACCAUCGCAUGAGCCUCAGCCUUCCCCUCAUCAACCGCGCCAGGAAGGUGGCGGUCCUGGUCAUGGGCAAGUUGAAGCGUGAGAUCACCAUGCUGGUGAGCCGUGUCGGCCACCAGCCCAAGAAGUGGCCCAUCUCGGGCGUCCUGCCCGAUUCUGGCCAGCUGGUGUGGUACAUGGACUACGAGGCAUUUCUGGGAUGACGGUGCCUUUGCCCUCCACUCGCUCCCGGGCUGUCUCUCACCUGUCCUUCCCCCUCCCCUCUGAGUCCUGCCACCUGCCCUCACGUCCUGGAUCUCUGGAAUCUGAUGCCUCAGGGCCAGGCCCUGAGAGAGGCCCCAUCCCAAUCCCUUUGACAGUCCCUGUUUGUGGUGGGCAGACCCAGAAACAAAAAGGGGGGGCUCAUGAAAAGUUUCAAGUCCAAGUUAGGAGAGAAACAUCCACCUAAAGGAGAGACCCUCAGCAGUUACACAUUAACAUCAACCAGCACAAAAUAGGCCGGCGUGGGGGCUCCCAGCUCCAGAAGAAGGCAGGCCGUGGGCUGGGAGUGGGGGUGGGGUCCUGGAGGGGGAGACCCUUGAACUGGCUCCCGUGGAGAAGAGCGAGGAGGGCAGAGAGAAGGGCGCAUGGAGCGGGUGCAGGGCCAGUGCCGAGCGGGAUGCUGGGGACUGUCCGAGUGCUCGGGCUGGUGCAGCCCCGCUUCCCGCUUCCCCGCCUCCCGGGCCUCUGACAUCCAGCCUGUCCUGGGCCCUGCAUGGCUGCCUCCACCGGCUCAGUGUGUCAGCUCCCUCCCCUUCGCUCCCAACGGGGAGGUCUUUCCAUCCCUCCUCUGUAUCUUCGCUGUCCCCCAGGCUCUCCACUUACAGCCAGAGGAAGGAUGGUGACAGUAACACAGCCACAAAUACUAGGAUGUUACAACGGUGCCCAAAACCUUGGCUGUUGUUCGGAGCCCUUCCUCAGUAGAUGAACUUCUCCGCAUGGGGGAGGCGCUGGUGCCCCAGGUCCUCAGGCAGGACCCCGUCCCCACCUGCGUGCCUUCGUGACACAUGCUGGACAUAGAUGACCAGGCCAUUCCAGGGGUCCCUCCUUUAAGAGGGUCCUUUAUAUCUUGGGACCUCCCGGUAGGUCUUUCCGCUCUCAGUGUCCUCUCUUGUUUUACCAGGGAAGAUCCAGUCAGAUCUUUCUUUGAUGGUGACAACUCAUUUGUGGGGGGGGAGAGGCGAUGUCCAGUGAUGGGCCAUCCAGAUGCUCUGAUCUGACCAGACAGGAGCCAGGCCUUUUUUGGGGCGGCUGCAGCUCACAGCAGGAGCGGGUGCAGCCCACCCUUCCCACACUAUCAUCUCUCGGUGGCACCCAGCCUGCUGACUUCCUGUCUGCUGGUCCCUCCUGCCACCUCUCAGGUCACCACUAACAAACACUCUGCGGGAGACUCGGGGAACAAGUCAGCAGCUGCUCCUUAAGAAUAGGCUGGUGCUCUGCUCUCGAGAAGGUGGACCAGCAGUUCCUGUUUCCUGAAAC